AUGGACCCGGUGUCAUUUCCUAGGAGGCUGUACACAGAAGGAGAAGAACCGGAAUAUGACCGCAGCGUUGGCUACUACAGCAAGAACACUGAGCUGUGGCAGAAACUGCACGCUGUACUGAAGGAGGAGUGGAGUGAGCUUGAGAAUUCCAAUCUGGGACCCCUCUUCAGGUUCACGAAGCUCGACUUUAAAUGGGCAUCGGUUGUGGUACGAUGUAUGCUCACUAUGCAAGUGGUAUGUGAGAAGGAGUAUGAGAUCUGGAGUGUCGUGGGUGUGCAGCCACUGCGUUUUUCAUUGAACGAGUUUGAACGCAUCACCGGGCUCAACUGCGAGUAUAGAAGCUGCUUUGACGAAGCCAGAAGCUAUUGA
This is a messenger RNA of Microthlaspi erraticum, 369 nucleotides long. NCBI's taxonomy places the organism in Eukaryota, Viridiplantae, Streptophyta, Magnoliopsida, Brassicales, Brassicaceae. The record is from the annotation of a GenBank genome assembly.